CAUUCUUUCCUACGUGAAUAAGAACAUGAAUGAUAGUUGUUAGGAAGAUGAGAGCGUUGGAUCCUCUCGACGCUGCAAUAAGAGGAAAAUUCAGCUUCUGUUAAGUAGGGAGGUGGUAUCCCUGCUACGUGACAGCAACGAAGGCUUACAAACAACUAAAAGAGUUCGUGCGAAGUAGUGGCCUUUUGCAUGGCAAUUUGUAUUGCAUAGCUCCGGUAGUUGCACAUGUAACUCCCACAAUUAUGACUAUAUUAAUAAUAAUUUGAUUCUUUUUCAUGCCGCACGCAUUGGUUGUUUCUUAGAAUCAACAAAAAAAAAAGAUUUAUGCACGUUAGCUGUUUAAACAAAAAAAAGAAAAAAGAAAAAAGGAAUUUAGUUGACUCAAACUCAAAACUGGACGAGAAAUGCUCUUUCUACGCGCCUCAAAAAGUUAUUUUAACUCGCAAACUCUAUUGUUUCAUCACGCAUGUCUUCGCGUUUCUGCAAUAAAGAGAUUGGAAAUAAGGUUUCGUCGCAGUGCCAUCAUUUCAAAGACCAAGAGUCAUUCUUCCAGUCUCUGCAGCACUGGACUUGAUAUUGAACAUGUCUUCCUACUUGAUAUUCUUGACCCUCUCUAUCCUGGCGUUGAACUCGCACUCGAUCGACGCCUUCUACCUUCCUGGAAGUUACAUGCACACGUACUCGCAAGGCGAAGCCAUCUCCGUUAAAGUCAACUCGCUCACGUCGAUCGAAACCGAGCUCCCCUUCAGCUACUACAGCCUCCCCUACUGCCGUCCCCAAGGCGGAAUCAAAAAGAGCGCGGAGAAUUUAGGCGAAAUCCUGAUGGGCGAUCAGAUCGACAACUCUCCAUACCGAUUCCGCAUCAACGUCAACGAGUCCCUCUAUCUUUGUACCACCAACCCGCUAGAUCAGCAGGAGGCCAAUCUCUUAAAGCAGAGGGCCCGCGAUCUCUAUCAGGUCAACGUGAUCCUCGACAACCUCCCUGUAAUGAGGUUCAUCGAACAAAAUGGCGUUACCAUCCAAUGGACCGGAUUUCCCGUCGGCUACACCUCAUCAGGAAGCUCCGACGCGUACAUCGUUAAUCACUUGAAGUUUAAGGUCUUGGUCCAUGAGUACGAAGGGAAUGGUGUGGCUGUCAUCGCUAGCGAAGACGGUCUCGGAGUGGUUCAGGAUGAUAACAAGAAGGGCUAUCAGAUUGUCGGGUUUGAAGUUAUUCCUUGCAGCGUGAAGCGCGAUCCCGAUACCAUGUUGAAGCUCAAAAUGUAUGAUAAAAUCGACCCUAUAAACUGCCCGAUUGAUCUCGACAAGUCUCAGGUGAUUUGGGAGAAUGAGAGGAUCGCGUUUACCUAUGAAGUCGAGUUUGUGAAGAGCGACAUCAAAUGGCCCUCGCGGUGGGACGCGUAUUUGAAAAUGGAAGGCGCGAAUGUCCAUUGGUACUCGAUCAUAAACUCCUUGACGGUUAUCUUUUUCCUGGCCGGCAUAGUGCUUAUUAUAUUCCUUCGAACCGUUCGGCGGGAUCUGACUAGAUAUGAGGAGAUGGAUAAAGAAGCCCAAGCUCAGAUGAACGAGGAGCAAUUGGGCUGGAAACUCGUCGUGGGCGAGGUCUUUAGAGAACCAACUUGCGCAUUACUGCUUUGCGUGAUGGUUGGAGACGGCAUUCAGAUUCUGGGCAUGGCAGUUGUUACAAUCGUCUUUGCCGCUCUCGGAUUCUUGUCUCCUGCCAUGCGAGGAAUGCUCUUGACGGGGAUGAUUCUUCUCUAUCUAGUCCUCGGAGUCACAGCUGGUUAUGUCGGAGUUAGGCUCUGGAAGACCAUAAAAGGAAGCUCCAAAGGAUGGAAGUUGGUUUCCUGGUCAAUUGCCUGCUUCUUCUCAGGCAUAGUAUUCGUGGUUCUAACCGCAUUGAACUUCAUACUUUGGCGAAGCAAGAGCACCGGAGCUCUCCCUGUCUCAUUAUUCAUCAUUCUCUUAGCCAUGUGGUUCUGCAUCUCAGUGCCUCUUACCCUCUGGGGAGGUUCCUUAGGCGAAAAAGCCAAGGACAUAGAAAUCCCUGUCCGAACCAACCAAAUACCGCGAGAGAUCCCCGAACGCAGCUACCCUUCCUGGUUCCUUGUUCUCGGCGCCGGAACACUACCCUUUGGUACCCUCUUCAUCGAGCUCUUCUUCAUCCUCUCUAGCAUUUGGCUAGGGAGGUUCUAUUACGUGUUCGGCUUCCUACUUGUUGUCCUUAUUUUGCUCCUCAUCGUCUGCGGCGAAGUCUCUGUGGUCCUCACUUACAUGAAUCUUUGUGUGGAGGAUUGGAGGUGGUGGUGGAAAGCUUUCUUUGCUUCCGGCUCCGUUUCGUUCUAUGUUUUCUUAUACUCCAUCAACUACCUGGUGUUUGAGCUUAGGAGCUUGAGUGGCCCUGUUUCAGCUGCACUCUACCUUGGCUAUUCCCUGAUCACGGCUUUCGCCAUUUUGCUAGCCACUGGAUCGAUCGGCUUCUUGAUGUCAUUCUAUUUCGUUCAUUAUAUCUUCUCCUCUGUUAAGAUUGAUUAGACUUCCUCUUCUCUUAGCUACAACAUUGUCACUGCUUUCGAACAGGUUCUCUUAAAUCCCUUAUCUCGCACAUCCUUAAAGCUGGAACCUAGCAGGACACUCUUACUUGCAUUUUCAACUCUAAGAGGCUCAGGCCAUUAUCUGUUUUCCAUAAUGUUUUGUCAUUGGCAUUUGUUUCAAUGUAUGUGUUACUGUAAGACAUACUUUUUUAAGUUCCAAAGAAGUAAAAUUUACCUUUCCAUUGCUUUUUUUUCUCA
Molecule: messenger RNA, 2792 nt
Organism: Ananas comosus (pineapple)
Lineage: Eukaryota; Viridiplantae; Streptophyta; Magnoliopsida; Poales; Bromeliaceae
Product: transmembrane 9 superfamily member 12-like
Exons: 2
Coding region: 583-2535 (650 amino acids)
Biological process (GO): protein localization to membrane
Cellular component (GO): membrane
Source: RefSeq, a predicted model, not a curated record